AUGUCAAAAAAGGCCAAAUUGGACUAUCGCAUUCGCUUGAAUGCAUCAAUUGAUUGCAUUAGAUUUCUUUUACAUCAAGGAUUGGCAUUUCGUGGUCAUGAUGAGUCGGUUGAAUCUGAAAAUCAAGGUAACUUUAUGGAACUAUUGAAGUUUCUAUCCAAUCAUAAUGACGACAUAAAAAAAGUUGUGCUGGAAAAUGCUCCAAAAAACCAUCAAAUGAUGGCCUUCAACAUCCAAAGGGAAUUAACUAGUGUUUGUGCUCAUUUGACGACUAAGAAAAUUAUUGCAGAAAUUGUGAGAGAUAAACAAUCAUUUUCUUUACUAGUUGAUGAAUCUCGUGAUGUGGCAGUGAAAGAACAAAUGGCUAUUAUUUUUCGCUAUGUGGACAAAAUAGGUUGUGUUAUUGAACGUUUUAUCAGGGUUGUGAAUGUUAAGAAUACUUCUGCAAAGUUUUUGAAAAUUGCAAUAGAUGCUUUUUUUGUAAAGCAUGGAUUGAGUUUGACAAGUUUACGGGGGCAAGGUUAUGAUGGAGCAAGCAAUAUGAGAGCAGCAUCUUGUAAGCGCAGAGAUCUUCUACUUGAUAAACAAUAUGAAAAUGUGAUAUCUUUGAUUUCUAAUGGUGAUCUUCAUAUGAGACGAGUUUUGAAUAACAUUCAAGAAGAACUCAAUAAUCGUUUUGAUGAAGUAAAUAUGAGGUUGCUUCAAUGUAUGUCAUCUCUUGAUCCAAGUAACUCUUUUGUUGCAUUUAACAAAGAUAGAUUACUUGAAUUUGCAAAGUUUUAUCCUGCCAAUUUUCCUCAACACGAUAUUUGGUUGCUCGAUGAUCAACUUGAAAACUAUUAUGAGGAUGUUAGCACCAAUGCCAAUUUCACUCAUGUCGAAGGGAUUGCCAACCUUGCUAAAAAAAUGGUUGAGUUUAAGAAGGAUGUUGCUUACAACAAAGUUUUCUUGCUUAUUAAAUUAGCAUGGGUUUUGCCUGUGGCUACUGCAACAGUUGAAAGGGUGUUCUCUGCAAUGAAUCUUGUGAAAAAUAGUUUGCAUAAUCAAAUGGGAGACGACUGGAUGAACAAUUGCUUGGUGUUUUACACUGAAAAUGAAGUUUUUGCUACAAUUGAAAAUGAAGAUAUCAUUGAACACUUUCAGAAUAUAUCGAAGCAGAAAAUCGUGUUAAAUUGA
Molecule: messenger RNA, 1176 nt
Organism: Pistacia vera
Lineage: Eukaryota; Viridiplantae; Streptophyta; Magnoliopsida; Sapindales; Anacardiaceae
Exons: 3
Coding region: 1-1176 (391 amino acids)
Source: RefSeq, a predicted model, not a curated record